AUGCCGACAGAAAUAUCAGCACCCCUACACUUUCGCACUCUCCUAAACGGACAUAGCUAUCUAAUCGCAGACUUUUACGCAACAUGGUGUCCGCCUUGCAAGCAAAUCGCGCCCAUUUACAACCAACUCUCCACCUCACACGCCUCGCCUGGGAAGUUUGCUUUCGUAAAAGUCAACGUGGAUGAGCAGAGAGAGAUCGCGGGACAAUACGGUGUCACAGCUAUGCCAACUUUCAUGGUUUUCAAGGACGGGAAGAAGAUUGAGGAGAUCAGAGGCGCGGAUGUGAGGGCUCUGAAGGGCGCGGUGGAGAAGGUUGUUGCGGAGCUGGGAAAGGCGAAAGAGGCGAAGGUGGAGAAGAAGCCGGAGGUCAAAGAGGAAAAGAAGGAGGAGGAGGAGAAGACUGUUAGUGGGAGUUAUGGCAUGACUGGGGGAAACAAUUGGAAAAUGUCGUUGAACUAA
Messenger RNA from Alternaria atra, 459 nucleotides. RefSeq lists its product as uncharacterized. The record is from RefSeq and is a predicted model, not a curated record. The coding region runs from base 1 to 459 and encodes 152 amino acids. Lineage: Eukaryota; Fungi; Ascomycota; Dothideomycetes; Pleosporales; Pleosporaceae. The transcript has a single exon.